This is a messenger RNA of Aptenodytes forsteri (emperor penguin), 1575 nucleotides long. RefSeq names its product aldehyde dehydrogenase family 3 member B1-like. The record is from RefSeq and is a predicted model, not a curated record. Gene Ontology annotation, biological process: aldehyde metabolic process. Gene Ontology annotation, cellular component: cytoplasm. Gene Ontology annotation, molecular function: aldehyde dehydrogenase (NAD+) activity. NCBI's taxonomy places the organism in Eukaryota, Metazoa, Chordata, Aves, Sphenisciformes, Spheniscidae.
AUGGAGACCGGUAGCGUCUUCCCGCAGCCCGGCAUGCGGCAGCCCCCCCCGACCCCCCGGCAGCAGCCCCCGGGCAGUGGGGCCGGGAAAGCUGCCGAGGACGAUGGUGGUGGCGGGAAGGGGAGCGUGGACGGCGAUGCCACGAGCGCUAACCCCUACGCGGGGCUGGUGAGCAGCCUGCGGGCAGCCUGGCUCUCGGGGAAGACGCGGCCCAUGGAGUACCGCGUGGCCCAGCUGGAGGCCCUGGGUCGCUUCUUGGACGAGAAGAAGCAGGACAUCCUGGAGGCCACCGCCUCGGACAUGGGCAAGCCGCCCUUCGAAGCCGAACUCUCCGAGAUCCUCCUCUGCAAGAACGAGCUUCACGAGACGCUGAACAACCUGUCCGACUGGGUGAAGGACGAGCACGUGGACAGGAAUCUGGUGACCCGGCUGGACUCCGCUUUCAUCCACAAGGACCCGUACGGGGUGGUGCUCAUCAUCACGCCCUGGAACUACCCCAUCCACAUCCUCCUGGUGCCCCUCAUCGGGGCCGUCGCUGCCGGUAACUGUGUCAUCGUCAAACCCUCGGAGGUGGCCAAGAACACUGAGAGACUCGUGGCUGAAGUGCUGCCCAGCUACCUGGACAAUGUAAGAAGCUCUCCCUGUCCUUGUCUCAUGGCUGGGGUGUUCCCACCCCCUGCACGCACCGAGCUCAUGGUGGGAUCCUCACCGUGAUGCAUCUUCUCCUGGCCCUCAGGCAGCACCUCCGUGGGGAAGAUCGUGAUGGCAGCCGCUGCCAAGCACCUGACGCCCGUGAUGCUGGAGCUGGGGGGCAAGAACCCCUGCUACGUGUCCGACACCUGCGACGUGCAGAACGUGGCCCGGCGUGGGGCCUGGGGCCGCUUCUUCAACGCGGGGCAGACCUGCAUCGCGCCCGACUACGUGCUGUGCAGAUGCAGAGAGCUGCUGCCCGCUCUGCAUAAGGCGAUCACUGAUUUUUAUGGCCCCAACCCUCAGGAGUCCCCCGACUUCGGCCGCAUCGUGGGGGACAAGCACUUCCAGCGGGUGCAGACGCUGCUGCGCAGCGGGCGCGUGGUCAUCGGAGGACAGACGGACGAGGAGGAGCGCUACAUCGCUCCCACAGUGCUGGUGGACUUGCAGCCCUCUGAUCCUAUCAUGCAGGAGGAGAUCUUCGGCCCCAUCUUGCCCAUUGUCAUUGUGGCGAACGUGGAUGAAGCCAUUGACUUUAUCAACAGCCGCGAGCGGCCGCUGGUUGUGUAUGCCUUCUCCUCCGAUGACAAGGUGGUGAACCAGGUCCUGGAGCGGACGAGCAGCGGUGGCUUCUGCGGCAACGACACCCUGAUGCACGUGACGUUGACCUCGCUGCCCUUCGGUGGGAUCGGAAACAGCGGCCUGGGGAUGUACCACGGCAGGUUCACCUUCGACACCUUCACCCACCACCGCAGCUGCCUGCGCCGCAGCAUGGGCCGGGAGGCCCUCAACACCCUGCGCUACCCGCCCUACAGCCAGCAGAAGCUGGGGAUCGUCCGGGCCGCCUCCGAGGUGAAGCGCAAGGGCGCCUGCACCCUGCUCUGA